Moneuplotes crassus is the source of this 1290-nucleotide messenger RNA. Lineage: Eukaryota; Ciliophora; Spirotrichea; Euplotida; Euplotidae. The record is from the annotation of a GenBank genome assembly.
ACAAGAGGAAAGAUCUAUUCAAUAGCAAGGACUCUCUUAAAAAAGCAGGUGAGAAGUUUUUCAAAAUCCUGGAGAGGAGAGAUACAAGAAUUUAAGCCAGAAAACUUUGGGCUGAAUGGGGAGUUUAGACUCACUAAGCUGCAAAGUUCCUCAGGACCAGCUCUUCAAUUAUCUCAAAGAUAUUGGAGAUGGGUCUAUUGGGAAAGAGACACCAGACUGCUCAGUCACUAAAUAUUACCAUGAUGAUAGCAUAAAUCUAGUUUCGACUAUAGACUUUUUCUAUCCACUGGUUGAAGAUCCCUAUCUUCAAGGAAGGAUUGGAUGUGCAAACGUCCUUUCAGACAUCUAUGCAAUGGGUACUGCUAGAGUUGACCACAUGCUCAUGGUCCUCGCAGUUUCUCUCGACAUGGAUGCUAAAGAAAGAGAAGUUAUUACCCGAGAAAUGAUCAGAGGCUUCAAUGAUACAGCUGAAGAAGCGGGUACCGCUAUUACAGGAGGUCAAUCAAUUCUCAAUCCCUGGCCAAUCAUUGGAGGAGUUGCCAAUACAGUUGUUAAGAAGGAUGAAUUUCUGGUUCCUAAUAGAGCUCAGGUUGGUGAUGUCAUCGUGCUAACUAAGCCACUCGGUACUCAAAUAGCAGUGAAUCUUAAAGAAUGGAAAUCUAAGAACAACGACAAAUACAAGAAAGCUCUUAAACUCAGAAUUGUAACUAGUGACGAUGUUGAGGAGAUAAAUAAAGUUGCAAUCCACUCGAUGGGUAAACUCAACAAAAACGCAGCUGGACUAGUCAACAAGUAUAAAUCAGGUGCUUGCACUGACGUCACUGGGUUUGGAAUCCUUGGCCAUCUUGAGAAUCUAGCUGAGGCACAGUCAAGUGACGGAUUGGAACUUAGAAUUAACAAGCUGCCUGUUUUGAAAAACUCAGACAAGAUCGAAGAAAGCAUUAUGAACUUCAAUCUUGUAAAAGGAUAUAGCGCAGAAACAAGCGGAGGGCUUAUGGCUUUCCUUAAGGAAAAGGACGUCAAGGAUUUCCAGAAUGAACUCGAAGUCAAAUAUGGAGAGAAAUCCUGGGUUAUUGGCGAAGUCAGAGAACGAAAAGAAGGAAAUAAAGCAACCAUAGCAAAAGAUGUCGAAGUUAUUUAUGCUGAUUCGGUGUUUUGAUAAAUUCUUAGCUCAAAGUGAAAACAAGAAUUUCUGAUUAUUGGAGCUCUUUGAUAUUUGAAGAGAUGAGCACUCUGAUAUUUGGAUCAUGGGCAUCAUGAUUUUCCUAUCUCGAAAUUAAGGAGAUACGA